AGUUGCCUAUAGGGCCUAAAUCAAUGAAGAAGGAAGUCCGGUCAUAUCUAAUGAAUAAUGUAAAGUUAAUAUGGAAAUUUUAAGCUUUACUGAAUGCACACUAACAUGCUACUCCUUUACGAUUUGCACAGCAUUCAGGGCGCGUCGGAUCCGUUUUUCUAUGCGGGUGCACGGACAAAACGAUUGUCCGCCGCCAAUAACGAAGCUGGAGGAUAACACGAAUCUGCAUGUUGUAGCAACCGACGUAAAAUUCGCAUGACGACAACAAGAAAAGCGAACACCUCUUAGUACAGUAAUUUCCCUCCAAUUUGAGUGAGACAGACGGGGGUAUAAGCGAUAACCCGCUUGUGUGGAGGCACUGGAGCCUAGCAUCAUGUUUUGGGCGAACAAGUACACGAACUUUUUCCCUGGUCCUGGGUGAUGAAAAUGAACAGCACCAGAAAUCACGGAACCAUCUACGCAAGCUUAGCUGUCCUGAAACUGCAGUAGCGUUUCUUCCUAGUUUGUUUGGCGCUCGUCGCAAAGGGAAAGACAUGCGUGGUUGUGAGACGGGGGAAGAGGACCCGGAUGUUCCGAGCGGCAGCCGGGAAUUCGUGCGUGAUGCACAGCAGCGGAAAUCGCGGAUCCGUAUGCUGUGGCUCUUGAUUGUCGUGAAUUCUGGAUUAACAAUACUGCAGCUCAUAGCAGGGGUUGUGGCAAGAAGUUUAUCGCUGGCAGGAGACGCGAUGAUGAUGUCGGUCGAUGUGGUAGGCUAUAUCGUUAGCAUGGUCGCAGAAAGAACGAAGACGGCGAAGAAGAAAAAACGAGCCGAUAGGUACUGAAGAUGCGCUUAGCGUUUUACUUCUUCAUAGACUUACAUACACCUGGAUGAUCAUUGACGCAAUUCCAAUUUCUUUUUGGAAAUUAUGAUUGUAUGACAAUGUCUGAUUACGGGUACAGAAUAAACGAAAAAUAGUACUCGUGCGUGAUGACAAAACUACAGUUCCAUCUGUGACUCGUUUUUUUUUCUUCACCGAAUGACAGGUACGGCGCAGUAGUUUCUUUCCUCCUACUCGGGGUAACAACGAUCGUUGUUUUGUUCGACGCUAUCGAUAGGCUCCUAGCGCCAGACGUUUACAGCGAUGUUGAUGGUCGUUUGAUGAUUGCUUUUACGGUGUUCAACCUCGCUGUGGAUUUCGUUCUCCUCGCAGCCUUUCGGACCAACGUGGAGGGCGCAACCUUGAGCAUCGAUAAGGCUGAGGCGACCUUGGACCCUGCCCUUGCACGGACGCCGACAAACCGCGCUAGAGUUUCCGGCCAUGAACCUUCACCGGGCCUGAGCAACGCUGGGAUGGCCUCGUGGCAUUCGACACCAGCCCUCGAGGUAGGAGAAACAGCAUAUGACAGGAAUAAUAUGUUUCAAUGUUCUUCUUCAAGCAUGAUAAAGAAAAUUUUUGUAUUUCAAAUGAUCUUGUUGAAUGGCAGAUUAGAAUUCAUCGGUGUAAAAAAACGGAGACGCACAAAAGUAGCCUUAGCAGUCUUGUAUCCAAGCAUUGCCAACAAUUAGUUUAGUUACUACAGAAGAAGUAACAGUCGAUUAGAUUCAUAAAUUGAUUCGCAGAAAUAAAUUGAAGAUGUAGUUGAUGCCUUUCAUUCGCAAGGGCGCGGAGACCAUGUCAUGCGGGGUGACCGUGGCAGGGGAGACGGCCUAUUAGAGUCUCCUGCAUUGGUGACAGCUGAGAACUUCCAGUCGCCACCUAUACAGCGCCCCAACCGCUCUCCCAAUGCUUCAGGGGAUGGCCCUGUAGCAGCAGACGGCAGGUUUGGUUCGGCCAAGCUUGGACAAUAUCCAGAUGUACCAGCAACUACUUCUUCGCAGAUAGAUAAUGUUGGAGGCGGCAACGACCAGAUAACGCGAGAACAAGAGCAUCACGGGCUGCAGGGCAGCUUUGAAGAGAACUUUCCUCCCUCGUGUGCUUUGAUGAGUAAUAACAAACCAGAGACAUCAUUGAACAUGUCCGCCGCUCUCGCUCACCUAGUAGCAGAUAUUCUGCGCGGCGUGUCCGUGUUGGUCAGCGGCUUUAUUAUCUGGCUGCAGCCAGGGUCAGAAUCUGUACGGAUAGACGCAGCGUGUUCGCUGUUUGUAUCGCUGUUCAUCCUCGCGGGCACGUUGCGAGUAGGGAGGAAAAUGUGCUACAACUUUAAGUCCGCACAGCUGUACGCACGCUUUGAUGAUGAGGAGGAUGCAGUUCCGAGUGUAAAUUUUGACGCAGUGGUCUUACCGACGAGCAUUCCCGCGAGCCCUGGUGCGCUCGGUAAUGGUUUCAACUACUACAACACAGACCCCAAUAGCUACGGGACAAGUGCGAUGGGGAUGAGAAGAAACGGUCAGCAACAUCCAGCAGCAGCUCAUAAUCCAACACAAAGAUACUUCCAGAACGACAUAGGCGCGGAUACUAGCGGGUGGACGCAGCAGUACGACUUUUCGCGCGGCGGGCAUUUGAGCAGAGACCAAGAUUUUCAACGGUCAAAUCUUCAUAGUGGAAGAGACGUCUAUGUUUCUCAAGAGCGCUCUUGGUUCACUGGGCGUGGCGGAGAAUCGGGGGAGCCGAGCGGACUACGAUCAACCCGCAGUGCUCCUCCGCUUUUCCCAGACCGAAAAAUGUCGACUUCCUACCGAACUGAAGCGCCUCCAUCCGACAGGAGAGUAGCUGGGUGGCAGUCGGGGUCCAGCAAGGAAUCUCUGGUGAAACAAAUUUGUGAAGUUUCAAGCGCAGAAGAUUCCCCACCAGGCGGAAGUAGUACAAUGCAUGCAAUCAUGAUAGCUCCUCCUGAUGGAACAAAAACAGAACAUAAAACCGCUGUUGAUCUAAUUACAGGAACCACUGGAGGAGGUAGACAGCAGAUGGCGACAAAUGCAACUGGUAUUCCCUCGGCCUUACCGGCUAGUUGAAAAUAGCGUGGAAAAGUUAGUUUGUUGCUAGAUGCACAACUUCGACGGAGAGACUGCGUCCUGAUAGUUUUAAC
Molecule: messenger RNA, 3006 nt
Organism: Amoebophrya sp. A25
Lineage: Eukaryota; Dinophyceae; Syndiniales; Amoebophryaceae
Source: the annotation of a GenBank genome assembly